Molecule: messenger RNA, 2916 nt
Organism: Homarus americanus (American lobster)
Lineage: Eukaryota; Metazoa; Arthropoda; Malacostraca; Decapoda; Nephropidae
Product: extensin-like
Exons: 2
Coding region: 1-2916 (971 amino acids)
Source: RefSeq, a predicted model, not a curated record
AUGCCUAAAUCAAGUUCUGUAUUACGAUGCUGUAAAGGCUUCUCCCUCACUGCUCCCCGGCCACUCACUGCUCCCCGGCCCCCAACUGUUCCCCAGCCCUUCACUACUCCCCAGCCACUCACUGCUCCCGCCCCCAACUGUUCCCCAGCCCUUCACUACUCCCCAGCCACUCACUGCUCCCCCGGCUACUGCUCGCCCCUACUGCUCCCGGCCACCUCCUGCUCCCGGCCCCCCUGCUCCCCGGCCACUCACUUCUCCCAGCCUCCUGCUCCCCAGCCACCUUCUCCCAGCCCUCACUUCUCCCCAACCACUCUCACUUCUCCCCGGCCACUCACUUCUCCCCGGCCCACUCACUGCUCCCCGGCCACUCCUGCUCCCGACCACUCACUUCUCCCCGGCCACUCAAUUCUCCCUGGCCACUCCUUCUCCCCGGCCACUCACUGCUCCCCAGCCCUCCCCACUUCUCCCCAGCCACUCCUUCUCCCCGGCCACUCCACUUCUCCCCGGCCACUCACUUCUCCCCGGCCACUCCUGCUCCCCGGCCCUCCCUCUCCCCAGCCACUCCUCUCCCCAGCCACUCCUGCUCCCCAGCCACUCCUUCUCCCCGGACCUCCCUGCUCCCCGGCCCCCACUGCUCCCCGGCCACUCCUUCUCCCCGGCCACUCCUUCUCCCCGGCCACUCACUGCUCCCCGGCCACUCACUGCUCCCCGGCCACUACUUCUGCCCCGGCCACUCACUGCUCCCCGGCCACUCACUUCUCCCCGGCCACUCACUGCUCCCGGCACUCACUGCUCCCCGGCCCCCCUGCUCCCCGGCCACUCACUUCUCCCCGGCCACUCACUUCUCCCCCCGGCCACUCCUGUCCCCGACCCUCCUGCUCCCCGGCCCUUACUUCUCCCCGGCCCUCCUGCUCCCCGGCCACUCACUUCUCCCGGCCCUCCUGUCCCCGGCCCUCCUGCUCCCCGCCUCCUGCUCCCCGGCCACUCCUGCUCCCCAGCCACUCCUUCUCCCCGGCCACUCACUUCUCCCCGGACCUCCUGUCCCCGCCCCCCCUGCUCCCGGCCACUCACUUCUCCGCCACUCCCUUCUCCCCGACCCUCCUGCUCCCCGGCCACUCCUGCUCCCAGCCCUUCUUCUCCCCGGCCACUCACUUCUCCCAACCACUCCUUCUCCCCGGCCACUCCUGCUCAGACCCUCCUGCUCCCCGGCCCUCACUGCUCCCCGGCCCCCCCCCUGCUCCCGGCCACUCCUUCUCCCCAGCCCUCCUUCUCCCAGCCUCCUGCUCCCGGCCACUCCUGCUCCCCGGCCCUUACUUCUCCCCGGCCCUCCCUGCUCCCCAGCCCUCACUUCUCCCCACCUCCUGCUCCCCGGCCACUCCUGCUCCCCGGCCACUCACUGCUCCCCGGCCACUCACUUCUCCCCGGCCACUCCCACUUCUCCCCGGCCCUCACUUCUCCCCGGCCCUCCUGCUCCCCAGCCCUCCUGCUCCCCGGCCCUCACUUCUCCCCGGCCACUCCUGCUCCCCAGCCACUCCUUCUCCCCGGCCACUCACUGCUCCCCAGCCUCCUGCUCCCCGCCUCCUGCUCCCAGCCACUCCUGCUCCCCGGCCACUCCUUCUCCCCGGCCACUCCUGCUCCCCGGCCCUCCUGCUCCCAGCCACUCACUUCUCCCCGGCCACUCCUGCUCCCCGGCCACUCACUUCUCCCCCAGCCCUCUGCUCCCCGGCCUCCUGCUCCCGGCCACUCCUGCUCCCCAGCCACUCCUGCUCCCCGGCCCUCCUGCUCCCCGGCCACUCCUGCUCCCCAGCCUCCUGCUCCCCGGCCACUCCUUCUCCCCAGCCACUCACUUCUCCUGACCCACUCCUUCUCCCCGGCCACUCCUGCUCCCCAGCCCUCCUGCUCCCAGCCACUCACUUCUCCCAGCCCACUCACUGCUCCCCAGCCACUCACUUCUCCCCGGCCACUCCUGUCCCCGGUACUCACUGCUCCCCGGCCACUCCUGUCCCCGGCCCUCCUUCUCCCCGGCCACUCACUUCUCCCCCGGCCACUCCUGCUCCCCGGCCACUCACUGCUCCCCGGCCACUCCUGCUCCCCGGCCACUCACUGCUCCCGGCCCUCCUCCCCGGCCUCCCUGCUCCCCAGCCUCCUGCUCCCCCGGCCUCCUGCUCCCCAGCCACUCCACUGCUCCCCAGCCUCCUGCUCCCCGGCCACUCACUGCUCCCCAGCCCUCCUGCUCCCCUGACCACUCACUUCUCCCCCGGCCACUCCCUGCUCCCCGGCCACUCCUGCUCCCCGACCCUCACUUCUCCCGGCCCCCACUGCUCCCCGGCCCUCACUGCUCCCGGCCACUCCUGCUCCCCGGCCUCACUUCUCCCCGGCCACUCACUGCUCCCCGACCACUCACUUCUCCCCGGCCCCCUGCUCCCCAGCCCUCCUGCUCCCCAGCCACUCCACUGCUCCCCGGCCCUCACUGCUCCCCGGCCACUCACUGCUCCCCGGCCACUCCUGCUCGACCACUCCUGCUCCCCCCGGCCACUCACUGCUCCCAGCCACUCACUGCUCCCCGGCCACUCCUGCUCCCCAGCCCCUCCACUGCUCCCCCACUGCUCCCCGGCCUCUUGCUCCCCGGCACUCACUGCUCCCCGGCCACUCCUGCUCCCCCGGCCACUCCUGCUCCCGGCCCUCCUGCUCCCCGGCCACUCCACUGCUCCCCUCCUGCUCCCAGCCUCCUGCUCCCCGGCCACUCACUGCUCCCCCUUACUGCUCCCCGGCCACUCCUGCUCCCCAGCCACUCCUGCUCCCCAGCCUCACUGCUCCCCCCGGCCACUCCUGCUCCCCAGCCCUCCCUGCUCCCCAGCCCUCCUGCUCCCCCAGCCACUCCUGCUCCCCAGCCACCCCACCAGUAUAAGCUCUUGA